Messenger RNA from Drosophila busckii, 3926 nucleotides. It is a transcript of the gene emb, whose product is annotated as exportin-1. Gene Ontology annotation, biological process: protein export from nucleus; ribosomal small subunit export from nucleus; ribosomal large subunit export from nucleus. Gene Ontology annotation, molecular function: nuclear export signal receptor activity; small GTPase binding. The coding region runs from base 738 to 3926 and encodes 1062 amino acids. NCBI's taxonomy places the organism in Eukaryota, Metazoa, Arthropoda, Insecta, Diptera, Drosophilidae. The record is from RefSeq and is a predicted model, not a curated record. The transcript has 7 exons. Gene Ontology annotation, cellular component: cytoplasm; nucleus.
GUUUUAUUUUUUGUUAAAUAAUUUGAAGUGUGCAAACAUUUGUUCGAUAACCGAUACUUUAUAGAAGCAUUUCUUCUCUGAGGGCUGCAGCGACGACAAAUACGUGUUUUGACAAAAGAGCCGGUUGUAUUUUGCGCGUUUAUAAUUUAUUGUUUUAUAGUGAAAAUAAACAGCAUUAUAUUUUUAUGAUCGUAUGCAUUAUAUGUGCGUCAGUAACUGCUGCCUUUCAUAUAAACAACCAUUCCGGCACCGCGCAUGACGCUUGCUGUGUAGCCCUGGUUUUCACUACAGAAGGAGAAGAAAAGUACUGCGAAAAAGUUUGUUUAAAACAUACAAAUUGGUCACAACGUUUAACCGUUGUUAGCCAAACUGCAAAUAAGUUCUCAGCAUACAUGUGCUUCAGUUGUACCGGAUGAGACUAUUCUUCAUCAAACGCAUGAACUGAAAUCAAAGUUCUGCCUGUCUGGACAAAAAACGUAGCCUUUUUCAUUCGAUUUGCGCUCUCCAUUACCCACGCUGCUUCUGCGGAAUCGUAAGUUGCAACGCUUUCCAGAAACACGAACUACGCCUACACUGAGCCCUGAGACGACAGACAGCGCAACAACAGAGACCCGCAACCUCAUCCUUGUUUUGGCCGACGGAUCAAGCUAAAAGCGAUCAAAAUUAACGCGGACGCAGUUAGUACUGCUGGUUCUGCUGAGAGACGCAGACGUGAACGCUGCUUCUAUUACAAAGCAAUGGCGAUGUUAAGUUCCGAUGAGGCGAGCAAACUGCUUGACUUUAACCAAAAGCUGGACAUAAGUCUGCUGGAUAAGAUUGUGGAGGCGCUCUAUUCAUCACAGGGUGAACAGCUGCGUCUGGCGCAGGACAUACUCACCACACUGAAGGAGCAUCCAGAGGCAUGGACGCGUGUCGAUAGCAUACUCGAAUAUUCACAGAAUCAGCAAACGAAGUUCUAUGCACUUCAAAUACUCGAGGAGGUCAUUAAGACACGUUGGAAGGUGCUGCCGCGCACUCAGUGCGAGGGCAUCAAAAAGUAUGUGGUGAGCCUAAUCAUCAAAACAUCCUCGGAUCCGGCCAUUAUGGAGCAGAACAAAGUGUACUUGAACAAGCUGAAUAUGAUACUGGUGCAGAUACUGAAGCGCGAGUGGCCACGCAACUGGGAGACCUUCAUUAGCGACAUUGUGGGCGCCUCGAAGACAAACGAAAGUCUGUGCAUGAACAAUAUGGUCAUCUUGAAGAAUCUGAGCGAGGAGGUAUUUGAUUUCUCCCAAGGCCAGAUAACGCAAACAAAGUCCAAGCAUCUGAAGGAUACAAUGUGCUCGGAGUUCUCGCAAAUCUUCACGCUCUGCUCAUUUGUGUUGGAGAACUCGAUGAAUGCAGCGCUCAUACAGGUUACACUAGAGACGUUGCUGCGUUUCCUCAACUGGAUUCCGCUGGGCUACAUAUUCGAGACAACGCUGAUUGAAACGUUGAUCUUCAAGUUUCUGAGUGUGCCCAUGUUUCGCAAUGUAACACUGAAGUGCCUAUCCGAAAUCGCUGGUCUGACGGCGGCCAAUUACAAUGAGAACUUUGCAACGUUAUUCAAGGAUACGAUGGUGCAGCUGGAUCAGAUCAUUGGGCAGAACAUGAACAUGAAUCAGAUUUUUCUAUGCGGCAACGACACGGAACAGGAACUGGUGCUCAAUUUGGCCAUCUUUCUGUGUACCUUCCUCAAGGAGCAUGGCAAGCUUGUGGAGGACAGCAAAUAUGUGGAUUAUCUGAAUCAGGCGCUCAUGUAUUUGGUCAUGAUAAGCGAAGUUGAAGAUGUUGAAGUGUUUAAAAUCUGUCUGGAGUACUGGAACAGCCUUGUCGAAAAUCUGUACAAUACGGAAUUCUUUCAUCCCACGCUGGAGUCAUCGAAGCGACAGCAAACAUAUCCGCGACGCCGUUUCUAUGCGCCCAUACUGUCUAAGGUGCGAUUCAUAAUGAUAUCGCGCAUGGCCAAGCCCGAGGAGGUGCUGGUUGUGGAGAACGAGAAUGGUGAAGUGGUGCGCGAAUUUAUGAAGGAUACUAAUUCAAUUAAUUUGUACAAAAAUAUGCGAGAGACUUUAGUAUUCCUUACUCAUUUGGAUUGCGUAGACACGGAUCGCAUAAUGACGCUCAAGCUUAUGAAUCAGGUCAAUGGCACCGAAUUCUCCUGGAAGAAUCUGAACACUCUGUGUUGGGCCAUUGGCUCAAUAUCAGGUGCCUUUUGUGAGGAGGAUGAGAAGCGUUUCUUGGUCACUGUGAUUAAGGAUCUGCUGGGACUGUGUGAGCAGAAGAAGGGCAAGGACAACAAGGCGAUUAUUGCCUCCAAUAUUAUGUAUGUGGUGGGACAGUAUCCGCGUUUUUUGCGCGCACAUUGGAAAUUCCUAAAAACGGUGGUGAACAAACUGUUUGAAUUUAUGCAUGAGACACAUGACGGUGUCCAGGACAUGGCCUGCGACACAUUCAUCAAAAUAGCAAUCAAAUGCCGGCGUUACUUUGUCACAAUUCAACCAAACGAAGCGUGUACAUUCAUCGACGAAAUUCUGAGCACAAUGAGCACCAUCAUAUGUGAUCUGCAGCCGCAGCAAGUGCACACGUUCUAUGAGGCGGUGGGUUAUAUGAUCUCCGCGCAAGUCGAUCAAGUGCAGCAGGAUGCGCUUAUUGAGCGCUACAUGCUGCUGCCCAAUCAAGUUUGGGAUGAGAUUAUAGCACGUGCAUCGACGAAUGUUGAUUUCCUUAAGAACAUGACAGCCGUUAAGCAACUGGGCAGCAUACUGAAGACAAACGUGGCCGCGUGUAAAGCGCUGGGCCAUGCGUAUGUCAUACAACUGGGACGCAUCUAUUUGGACAUGCUGAAUGUGUACAAGAUUACAUCGGAGAACAUCAUACAGGCCAUUGAAGUGAAUGGCGUCAAUGUGAACAAUCAGCCGCUAAUUAAAUCGAUGCAUGUGGUCAAAAAGGAGACGCUCAACUUGAUAGCCGAGUGGGUGAUGCGUUCCAAUGAGAACAAGCUAGUGAUGGAUAACUUUAUACCGCCCUUAUUGGAUGCUAUAUUGCUAGACUAUCAGCGGUGUAAGGUACCAUCCGCACGUGAACCCAAAGUGCUUAGCGCGAUGGCAAUUAUUGUGAACAAACUGCGUCAGCAUAUCACAAAUGAAGUACCAAAAAUAUUAGAUGCUGUUUUUGAAUGCACGCUGGACAUGAUCAAUAAGAAUUUCGAGGACUUUCCGCAACACCGCCUUAGCUUCUAUGAAUUACUACAGGCGGUCAAUGCGCAUUGUUUUAAGGCCUUCCUCAAUAUACCACCGGCACAAUUUAAACUUGUAUUUGACUCAGUGGUGUGGGCCUUUAAGCACACAAUGCGCAACGUUGCAGACAUGGGCUUGAAUAUCUUAUUUAAGAUGCUGCAAAAUCUUGAACAACAUCCGAAUGCGGCGCAGAGUUUCUAUCAGACAUAUUUCACCGAUAUACUUAUGCAAAUCUUCUCUGUGGUAACAGAUACUUCGCAUACGGCUGGUCUGCCCAAUCAUGCCAUUAUAUUGGCAUAUAUGUUCUCUCUGGUGGAAAAUCAAAAGAUCACAGUGGAUCUGGGCCCCAUACCAGACAAUAUGAUAUUCAUACAGGAAUAUGUUGCCUCAUUACUAAAGUCGGCAUUUAAUCAUUUAUCUGAUAAUCAGAUCAAAGUCUUUGUCAAUGGCCUAUUCAACUUGGACGAGAACGUACCAGCAUUUAAGGAACAUUUGAGAGAUUUCCUUAUACAGAUAAGAGAGGCCACUGGCGAGGAUGAUACCGAUUUAUAUCUGGAAGAGCGUGAAGCUGCAUUAGCCGAGGAGCAGGCAAACAAGCGUCAAAUGCAGCGCAAUAUUCCAGGCAUGUUGAAUCCACACGAGCUGCCAGAGGAUAUGCAGGAUGAAUAG